AUGCCGCCAUGGCUCGCCCCACCGCCGGCCGCUGCCUCCCCGUGCCCCAAUUUGCUGGCCGUUGAAGGCAGCGCCGCCGCCGCCGAUCGCAGCAGAUGGCUCAACACCACACACUCGUCCCGGCCAGGAUGCGGGCUCGAUCCAUGUCGCUCUCCAUCCGAUCUCGUCGCCCGCCGUUCUAGUUGCUCCUCCAUCCCGCAAGCGGUCUGCAGAGAUCUGAUAUGCAUGUCCACGGGUGUCUUAAGCGAUUCAUUCUCAUUGUGCUAUGGCGGUAUGGAUAUUGGUGGUGGUGCUAUGGUGCUUGGUGGAGUGCCUGCUCCUUCUGACAUGGUUUUUUCACAUUCAGACCCUCUCCGCAGUCCAUAUUACAACAUUGAGUUAAAGGAAAUACAUGUUGCUGGAAAGGCACUGCGGGUAGAUUCAAGGAUCUUCGAUAGCAAGCAUGGGACUGUUUUGGAUAGUGGGACCACAUAUGCUUAUUUGCCAGAGCAAGCUUUCGUGGCUUUUAGAGAUGCUAAACUUAGCCAUUUUGAGUAG
Molecule: messenger RNA, 537 nt
Organism: Miscanthus lutarioriparius
Lineage: Eukaryota; Viridiplantae; Streptophyta; Magnoliopsida; Poales; Poaceae
Source: the annotation of a GenBank genome assembly